Molecule: messenger RNA, 1629 nt
Organism: Coffea eugenioides
Lineage: Eukaryota; Viridiplantae; Streptophyta; Magnoliopsida; Gentianales; Rubiaceae
Product: calcium-transporting ATPase 12, plasma membrane-type-like
Exons: 2
Coding region: 1-1629 (542 amino acids)
Cellular component (GO): intracellular membrane-bounded organelle
Molecular function (GO): nucleotide binding; P-type calcium transporter activity
Source: RefSeq, a predicted model, not a curated record
AUGAGCGACACUUCAGAAGCAAGUUUCAAUGCUGUCGAGUCGCCACUACUUCCCACUCGAGCCCAGAAGAGGUGCCAAGUCCAGAAGAGGUGGCGAGUCAUAUCUAUCACCGUCCGGAGCAUCAGACGCUUCUCUUCUGUAAAAGAGGAAGUAGUAGUCAACGACGGAGUAGAGUUGACACCCAUAGUUUUCGAUGCCCAGAAGAGGUUGCGGGCAUUUUGGACAACGCUCUAUAGCAUCAAUGCCUUCUGUCGAGCAAAAGAUAUUGCACCUGGGAACCAAAGCGGGCUGUUGGACAAUCCUUUACCAUCUCCGUUUGAUACAGUUAUCGAUGUUAUGCCAGAACGCUUAUCUGAGCCUACUCCCGUGAAAAAAAUUGUUACACCAGAAUGCCUAUCUGAGCUUGCCCGCCACAAAAACAUCGAGCAGCUUCAUCAGCUUGGAGGCGUUCCAGGAGUUGCCUCAUAUCUCAAAUCCGAUGCUGAAAGCGGUAUCCAAGGUGAUGAUGAGGAAAUUGCACGUAGGCGCCAUAACUUUGGUUCAAACACUAUCCAGAAGCCAACUCCAAAAACUUUACCCAUUGUGCUUGAGACCGUCAGAGAUCCCAUCAUUAUUAUCCUACUUGUCUGUGCAACACUUUCAGUCUGUUUUGGUAUAACACGUCAUGGGCGGAGAGGAUGGUCUGAUGGGGGAAGCAUAUUUGUCGCUGUCAUUCUUGUGAUCAUGGUGACUGCCACGAGUAACCUCUGGCCAAGAAGACAAUUCUUUAAGCUAUGGAAAGCUCGUGACAAAUUCUCAGUCUCCGUCAUCAGAAAUGGGCAACAGAUGCGCAUCUCAGUGUUUGAAGCCGUUGUUGGGGAUAUUAUUUGUUUGAAGACUGGAGACCAAGUUCCUGCUGAUGGCUUAUUCAUAGAUGGGAACCCUUUACAGGUGAACGAGUCAUGCAUCGCAGCUUGGAGGGAAUCAGUCGAAAUCAAUGAAAGCUGUAAUCCAUUCUUUCUCUCUGGCACGAAGGUGAUCAACGGUUCUGCUCGAAUGCUUGUGACUGCAGUCGGCAUCAACACAGAAUGGGGGAAGAUGCUGAGCUCAAAAAGCUAUGAUAUUGAGGAAAGAACUCCAUUACAAAGGAAGCUACGUGAGCUGACGAUACAAAUAUCUAAAGUCGGUUUAAUGGUUGCUUCCUUGGUGCUGGUAGUACUGCUUGUUCGUUACUUUGUCGGGAAUAUGCGGAAUGAGGAUGGAAAAUCAGACUUCACUGCAGGGAAGACAAAUAUCCAUGAAGUCUGCAAUGAUCUGAUAGGGAUCCUAGCCACCCCAGUUGCUAUUGCUGCAACUGCCAUCCCUGAAGGUUUGCUCCUAGCUGUCAUGAUAACCAUUGCUUACUCAACCAACAGGAUGGCAUCUCAAAAGGCACUAGUAAGAAAUCUUUCAGCCUGUGAAGCAGUUGGUUCCGCAGAUGUAAUCUGCACAGAUGAAAGAGGAAGUCUUACCUUGAAUCAUCUGAUAGUAAGCCAAUUUUGUUUCGACAACAAGCUUCUCAAUGCAGGAACUUCCUCAAUCAUCCCAAGAAAUGUUCUUGGACUGCUCCGUGAAGGAGAGAUAAUCACCAAGAAGAAAGAAAGAAAAUGA